CAAUAGUUUGUUUCGAUAAAUUAGAUAAUAACGAUACAUUUACCGAGUUAUCUAAUUUCAAUUCAAGGUGGGAGACAAACUAUACGCGAUUAAAAACUAUCGAAUGUAAAUGUGAAUGAACUUUUUAUGAAACCGACAGAGCCACCGUCAACAUCAUCAAAAAUUAACCACGGGACGUAGAGUGCGUGAAGCUAGGUUCUUUAAAAUUUCUCCGAAGUUUUUUAUAUUAGUAGAGUGCUGAAAUAACGACCACGUUCAAACGAUGUAAUCCUUUUUUUUUAAGAUUUGUGAAAAGUAUUCACUAUGGAGUAGUGCAAGUGCAGUGGAUGUUUAUAACCGCGACGGUGGAAGUGUCAGUAGGUGGAUAGGAGGAAUUAACUAGGGAAGAAUUUGAAGAUGAUAUCGCAUAAGGGAUCGGCUGCAAAUCGUGGUAAUACGUUAUGAGAUGCAUAUAUCAGAGUUUCAGCUUUCCUCAAACACCAUCUUGACAAAAUGUUCCAAAAUGACAGAAGAAGGGCACAGAGUACAUGGAAUGAAUGGGAAUGCUGACAGAAACAUUAAGGAGGAGUGCCACAAAACUAAUUAUGGGCAAGGAGGACGUCUCAAAUUCUUCAAAGAUGGCAAAUUUAUCCUGGAACUGGAACGGGCUAGAGAAGGAGAAAGAGUUUCCUGGGUGUCGGUCCCUCGAAAAACAUUUUGGCCUCCUCAGGGCACCGCCUCUUCCACACCCGCUUAUAGACAAGAGAGCAGCACGUCCCUUAGUGUUUCAGAUGACAACAGUUCCAUUCAGUCAUCCCCUUGGCAGAGAGACCAUUCUUGGAAACAGACGAGUCCCAGUCGUAACAUAUCAAAGGAAAUGAUGUUCUAUUUUUGGAAGCCUUGCAACAAACGGUCCAAAAAACGAAGCAGAAAGAGAAGAAAUCCCCAUUCGCCUACUCCAGAAUCUCAUAAUGAAAAUGUGAAAUGCAGUGAAAGGGGUAUCUUGAAAAUGAAGAAGGAAAAUUGUAAACGCUCCUUACUUACGAUUGUUCAGAGUCUCAUGGACAAAGGUUUCAGGACAAGUACUCCUCCUCGAGCCGAAACUGUGGUCUCUCCCAGAAAACGCUUUCUUCGUGAAAUGGAAAAAGAUAAAACUCAAGGCGAUGAUACUUCCCAGAAGAGAAGUCGUAACAAGUCCCAGUCCAAUCAUAUGAUUCCUACUACUUCUCCAACAGCUUCGGUAAUGGCUGGUAGUGCUAUUGUUACAAAUGGCAUGGAUGAUACCAAACCUCUCCGAAACUCUAGUUACAGCAUUACAUCUUUGUUGGCUGAAGAUCGUAAUGUAAAGAGUUCACCUAGUAACUCACCUAGUCACUUUUCAUCAGUAGGACAUCCGCAGUACUGUAACCCUGCUGAAGAACGUUGGUAUUCGGAGAGUGUCAACAGGUUGCGGUCAAUAGAGCUGUCGCAUGUGGAGAAAUGCGGGGUUUACCCGCCCUAUUCUCAGCAGCCGUACAUGGGUGCCCCCUAUUUGUACCCCUUUCACCCAGUCACUCCUUACUACCGCACAGGCGUUUAUGGCAGGGGGUAUGUAGUGCCUUCGAUGUAUCACACAUCGCCACUUCAUAUGCCAGUCAGACAUGAAACGCCUACUUGCUCUUGGGCUCUCGAACCUGGCAGAAGUGGAGAACAUGGUGAAGAUCAUAUUACAGAUAUGCCAUUAAACUUGUCGAAGCAUUCUGGUUGAAUCAGUGUGUGCCUUCCAAAAUUUCUGAUGCAAGAAUGGGUUUUCUUUCCACAACUCGAGAAAAUUGUUCUUUCAAAGAGAAUUUUAUUUUCAAGCUUUAGAGAAAAUACCAUGCAUCAGUAACAUUCAGUCUUCGGACAGUGCUUUUGAAGCCCAAUGCAACAAAUGCAUAAACAGAUCUAGCUUUAAAGCAUGAAUUUGUGCAAUUGACAGCUCUACAAGCAAACAACUGUAGAUAACACUAGGUGUACAUACAAUAUCAGAUAUUUUGUAUAAAUCCAUUUUUGUAUUAUUUUUACAUUUUUAAAAAAUACUUAAAUAACCGGUAGAAAUACUUUGUGAACAAAUCACUUAAGUAUGUAUAUAAGGUUUUGCAAUCGUGUAUAUAGUAUGUCAAACAUAUCAUUUCACUAUUUAUUCAAGAACGAUUCAGUAUAGGUAAGAAAUCCAGUGUUUUUCCAGAAUAUUUUCUACAUUUAAUGAUCAGGUGCUUCCUCUUAUUGUCAUUGUUUUGAAUUAUCUUUGUUCUGGUUUUUUGUUCUACAAACUGAUGCAGAUAUUUUGUAACUUAUAUUCAAAACUGGUUUUUGAAGGAUACUAUCAUUUAAACUCAUUUCUUUUUUAGUGUGAAGAAUAGCAAACCUCCCUACCUAAUUGAUAAGUAAAUUAUAAAAAUACCUCUUUGAUGAUAAAAACAGAUCAUAUUGUAAAGGUAAAAAGUGAAAAAGUGGUUUGUUAAAUUUUAUUCUUGUCAAUCAUCAAAAUCUGUCUAAAUAUUUCUUGGCAAUAUUUGAAUUCUUGUUAACAUUAAACAUAAAGAUAGUGGAAUAAACAUUUGACUACCACUAUCGUAAAAUAUGUCAUUCAUUGCUAGUUAUUCAUAGAAUACAUUUUUCGAUAUCAAGUAUGAUUUUCGAAAUAAAAUAUAUUUCAAUAAUCAGAAAAAAAUGUUAAUAAAAACAUUUUAAUACAAAGAAUAAUAAUUUCAGUUGUGAAUUCUAACAACAUUCAUCAUCAUGAAUUUAGUAUCAUUAUGACAGUGUAUGACCCAUUAUUAUCACAAUUUUAAAAAAAUUAUGAGCAAAUAUAGGAACUACAUGUUUUGGCAAACAAAGAAACAACUAAGGUAAUUCUCAUAAAGAUACUAAUAAUUUAAUUUGACGUUACAUGGUCAGGUUUAAAAUAUUGUUUUACUUGGCAAAAAAUCAUUUUCUGGAAUUCUCCGACAUUAACACUUUAUUGUCUAAAAAUUUUAGUCUAUCUUGAUUUCAAACUGAGUAAUGCUUUUAGACAAUAAAAAUCCAAACCUCAAAUAAGAAGCAGCAAAAUGUAUGCAGCAAAUAUAACGUCAUAUUUUUUGUAUUGAAAAAAUAUGGUAGAAGUGUAAUAAAAAAUAUAUUAAGAAAGAUUAAUGCAAAAAAUGUUGAUUUAGUUUUGUGAUUUACAUUGUCCACGAUUUUAUGAUGAAUUAAACAUAGAAAGUACCAAUAUAUCACUCUGAACUAGGUUAAUACAUGCGCGAAUUUUUUUUAAUUGCUCAACACAAUGAAGCUUGUUCUGUUGUAUUUGGUAUGUCCUGUGAUAUUGUUCAUUUGAACAGUUUCUGUGGCUUGUUUCACUUUGUUAAAAGGCAAUGUAAUGUCAUAAAAUAGAUUUGUUUCAGAUUGGUAGAACUUUAUUAGAAAUGUACAAUGUAAACACUUGAAAUAUCUGUUUCAAGAGAUCUCAAAUUGACCACCAUUUGGUGUUACUAGAUUUGGAAUGUUUUUUUAUAGUUCUUUUCAUUUAGUUCUAUAUACAUACAGCGUGGUCAGUGAAGCUCGCAUCGUAUGGUGUUUUUGAUAGUUUUAUUUGAAAUUUGACUCGGGCAUCAAUCUACUUGUAUCGAAAUAAAAAUAACCCAAGAAAAUGUAGUCAUGUUAUUCACGUUAUCUGCUGAAUCUUAUUUUUUUCCAAAAGUAGAUAUUUAUCAAAGCAUCUAAAAAAAUUUAUAAGUUUAACAACCCCUAUAAUCUUGAAGGUUAAAGUUGGCAUAAUGGUUCGUUCAAGUAUUACAUCUUACCUGAAAACUACUGAUAUAACCGAGUUUUCAAACUUCACAUUUCAGUUUUACACUUGAUGAUGGGAUUAAACCAGUCGUAUAAAUACAAUUAACUAGCGGUAAUCAGACAAAAGUAUUUUUAUUCAUUUCAUUAAAGUGAU
This is a messenger RNA of Leptinotarsa decemlineata (Colorado potato beetle), 3928 nucleotides long. RefSeq names its product transcriptional corepressor hairless (gene H). The record is from RefSeq and is a predicted model, not a curated record. Lineage: Eukaryota; Metazoa; Arthropoda; Insecta; Coleoptera; Chrysomelidae.